UGCUUUAUCAGUUUCCAGGAUUGGACUAAAAGUGUUUCUACUGGCAUGUCUUCUAUCUACCUCAUCUUAUUUGUUUCUAUGGAGAUUGAUUGGUGGGAGCAAAGUUAUACUAUUUAAAGCCCCCAGGCCCAAACCAGUUUCCAGAUAUUUUAAUUCUUCAUACACAAUUUCCGCACUCGACAUGGGAAUCAGUGAAGAAGAGUGGGAAAGACUACAGAAGGCUCUGGAAUGGCCCAGCCCAGAUCAAGAAAUCACUGAGCUGAGUGAAAGCACAAGUCCAGACCACUCAACAUUCACUAUUGUGGGACUCAAUCAGAAUUACAGCGUGGGAGAAAAGAUCCUGGUUACUAUCACUUCCAGAGACCACAACAAUAAACUGAAAAGAUACGGAGGAGAUUUUUUCAAAGUUAAGCUGUUUAAUUCAGAGCUAAAGGCGAGUGUGUAUGGGGAGGUUGUGGAUCAUCGUAACGGGACUUACUCUGCUUCUCUUCUUCUGCCCUGGGAAGGUCAGGCACAAGUUUCUGUUCGUCUAGAGCACUCCAGUGAGGUUGUGCAGAUUCUGAAAAAAUACAGGGAGUCGUCAUUCACACGCAGCCACUAUAACGGACACUUUGAAGGACCAGGACCCAACAAAACCAGGAUCAGUGAAGUAGUACCAUGUAACCUUAAGUGGGGUGGAAAUGGGAGCUGGAUUAAAGGCAACUGCUGCUGCGAGUAUAAGGAUAUAAAAACAGGGACGGUGUGGCACUGUGAGAGACCUAAGAAACUUUCUUGUGACAGAUUGGUUCAUCACUCAAGAGGAGGUCUGGAAAGUCCAUUAAAUCAUUUUGAGGAACAAUUUUUCACAAACAUAUUAAUAAAUGUUGGUAUUAGCGGAGACACACAAUUAAUCAACGUUCUUCCCAAAACAACAGACAAUGACAGAACGGAGAGAUGCAGACCUGGUCUGACGACACCAGUACCUGCAGGUUUCUAUCUGAAUGAUGUCUGGAAGUCUUUUGUGUGCAAAACCCAACAGUUCAAUUCUACAAAAACUGGAAAUUGCCUUAAAAACAAGAUUGUCUAUUUGAUGGGAGACUCCACCACAAGACAGUGGUUUGAGUUUUUAGAGAGAAAGGUGCCAGGCAAGUUAUCCAGUGAUAUAAAUGACAAUUUAAAUCCUUAUAUUAUUUUAUUAGGUAUAAAAAGGAUGGACCUCCACACUCCUCCUACAGGAGGACCCCUGAUGGCUGUUGAGUUGACAAACAAUAUAAUAGUUCACUGGGGGCCACACGGAGUUCCUCUGCGCUUUACUAAAAUGCUGAUCACUGAUCUGCAUUACAUCAGUAAUGAUAUUGAUGAAAUAGCUGGGGGUUCUCAUGCAGUGAUCGUCUUUACAAUUGCUGCUCACCUGGUUUUUCACCCUCUAACAUUCUAUGUGCACGAAGUGGCCAAAAUUCGUCAGUCUGUCGUUUCACUGCUGAGCCGAGCACCAGAGACUCUCGUCAUCAUCAAAUCUGGAAAUACUGCAGGACAAAAGGACAUUUUUCAAAGUGACUGGUACGCGAUGCAGCUGAACACAGUGAUGCAGGAGAUGUUCAGAGAUAUUGAUGCCGUAAUCUACUUCGAUGUCUGGCAGAUGACUUCAUGUCACUACCUGCACGACGAUGUUCACCCAGGUUAUGUGGUUGUCGAAAAUGAAGUUGAUAUUUUGCUGUCGUACGUUUGUCCUUCGUGACUAAUAAAUAUUAUUGUUUUUGCUUUGUUAAUAAACCAUGGAACUUGGGAAAACAGAAA
Danio rerio (zebrafish) is the source of this 1776-nucleotide messenger RNA. The record is from RefSeq and is a predicted model, not a curated record. NCBI's taxonomy places the organism in Eukaryota, Metazoa, Chordata, Actinopteri, Cypriniformes, Danionidae.